Messenger RNA from Perca fluviatilis (European perch), 2018 nucleotides. RefSeq names its product thialysine N-epsilon-acetyltransferase. The coding region runs from base 154 to 663 and encodes 169 amino acids. The record is from RefSeq and is a predicted model, not a curated record. Lineage: Eukaryota; Metazoa; Chordata; Actinopteri; Perciformes; Percidae. Gene Ontology annotation, molecular function: N-acetyltransferase activity. The transcript is spliced from 6 exons.
GCUUUCAGCUCCGUUCUCUUCCUGUUUUGGUAGGAGGUGGUGAAGAAGAGGACGGCUGCAGACCUCCACAGUCAUUUUUCACGUUACAUCCGUCCAAAUCCACAAACGGAGAACCGCCAACACAUCGUGAGCAUCACAUCAGAGCCACACAACAUGGACUUCUCUAUCCGUGCAGCUAACGUGGAGGACUGCAAGGACAUCGCGCGUAUGAUUGUGGAGUUGGCUGAAUAUGAGAAAGUCGCAGAUCAUGUAAAAGUCACUCAGAGAGACUUGGAGCAGGACGGCUUCUCCAAGAACCCGUUCUUCCAUGGGAUUGUCGCGGAGGUGCCAGAACAGCACAAAACCAAAGAAGGCCAUACGAAGAUAGGAUAUGCACUUUACUUUUAUUCUUAUAGCUCAUGGUCGGGCAGAGCCAUUUAUAUGGAGGACUUGUAUGUGAUGCCAGAGUUAAGAGGGAAGGGCAUUGGUAAAGCACUUAUGAGCAAGGUAGCUCAGCUGGGCCUGGCUGCUGGCUGCAGCCAGCUUAACUUCACCGUCCUAAACUGGAACAAACCAUCUAUGGACUUUUACCUCAGCCAGGGAAGCUUCGACGUCACGGCUGACAUGGGCUACCACUGUAUGCGCUGCGAUGGAGAGGCGCUGGAGCGCCUGGCCCAACCCUAAGCCAACACUAGGCUCAUGACAGCAUGACCUUUACAACCAUACGGUCACAGAGAGCAGGGAUAGAGCACCACUCAUUGGCCCCAUUCCAAAACUUGACAAUGACAAUCGUUAAGCCAAUUUCACAAAGGGCAGAUUAUUUAAAUAAUUGACUGUGUGUUAAGCCCUGCCGCCCUUAGUUACUGUUACUACGCCUAUCAAGUUUUUCAAGCUAGCACAGCACAAAUGCAGUUUACAGUAAUAACAAUUCAAUUUUUUUACAAUUCCACAAUAUACCAUCUAUUUCACAUGGAGGUAAACAAAAGCAGGCUUCUCAUUUAUAGCAUAUGACUGUCAGUUUUGUCGGCUGAAAUGACAACUGGCAGAUUUAAUUAGAUGCAGUUAGCUAGCAUUAGCUAAUUAGCCAACUUUUGAUGCUUCCCAGCUGACUCGCUUUAAACAGAGUCCUGUAAAAUAUACGUACACAUGAUGGCUAUAUACAUAUUUUAAUGCUAAAAGACUGAGGCUUACGCUAUAUGUCCAGGCAAAAAAUCAAUUGAUGAGAUUUGCUGGAGCGAAAAUCUAAAUCCAAUAAUGAGCAGGAUAGAAAUGCUAAUGUUAAACUCUGACGUAGCAGCAUUUUGGCUCCCACACAAUUGAACUUGUAUUAACACAAAAUAACAUAAUAAUGCAGUUAACUAAUGAUAUGCUCCUUGGCUUUAAAAUAAUGCUCAGUUACUACUGGUAGUAAGCUAGUUAGCCAGGUAUGCUAAUGUUUGCAGCUUACAUUGGUGUUUUUGGUUUUGGUACGGCUAAAACAAAACUCUGUACGAAGUAUCUUACCACAGCCUCACGCACAUCGCUUCAACAUGUACCUGCUGGGCCUUGUUCCUGUUUAAAGAAGGGUUUAGCAAACAGUCAAUUGGGUUUUUAUUUAGUAAGUCAAGGAUGCAGUUUUAAGUAUUGGAAUAGGGCCUAUACGCAAUACAUUUAAAAGAGGCACUAAAAUCUGUGUUUUGUGUUUUUCCCUUGUGAUAUGGUAUGACCCAGAGCAUUUUUGAUUUUGGUGUUAAAUGGAUCAGAUAACCUAACCUCUCUUGUGAAAAAAUUUUAACUAUAUGUUUUUUUAGAGAAAGUCUUAACACACAAUUAAUCAUCUAGAAAUGAAAUAUUUUCUUUUUGCACAAAAAAACAGAAAAACCUAAUGCAUUGCAAUGCUAAGAUGUAUGUUUCAUUGUACUGUAUGACUGUUGAAAGGAGCGAGUUUAUGGUAAGUUAUCCCUUUAAAUUAUUAUAAACUAUGAUAACAGCAACCAAAGAGUCAGUCAUCUCUCCCCUUGUCUUCCAGAUGAGUGCUAUAAAGCUGUUGUAAUGUAUAA